Molecule: messenger RNA, 525 nt
Organism: Arabidopsis lyrata subsp. lyrata
Lineage: Eukaryota; Viridiplantae; Streptophyta; Magnoliopsida; Brassicales; Brassicaceae
Exons: 4
Coding region: 1-387 (128 amino acids)
Source: RefSeq, a predicted model, not a curated record
AUGCGUUCCAAAGCUGGUCUUCUUGAUGAAGGUGUUGCUGGGAUUUGGACCAUAGCCUGGGAUCUUGGAGGAGAGAGUAUUGGUUCUCUUAACGGUUUUGGAGAAGAUGCAACAAAUUCCGAAGCUGUUGAGUUGAGGUCACAAGUUUCAGGGUUGCAAAGCCAAGUCCAGAACUUGUCUGGGAUUAUUCAACAAUUAGUUGGUGCCUCUACUACUCAGACAACUGGAUCGACAACUGGAUCGACGCCAAAUUUAGCUGCUCUGUUAGCAAACUUGGCCAAUCAGCCAAAUUUUACUACUAUUUUAUCGAGCUUGGCCAAUCCACCAAAUUCUCAGGCAAUGGAAGAAGGACAUGAAAAUCGGAACGUGGGCAACUCCGGUACUUAGGAUUACAAGAUCUUGUUAUAUUAAGUUCAUUAGCUAUAUUUCUUUGUGGAUUAUGUGUUUGCUUUCUUUAAACAGUGAUAUCUACAUUUUGUUACAUUCAACUAGGUUUUAUAUUUGAUGCAUUUUUAUUUUAUCACG